AUGUCUCGAGGUGGAAUGUCUGGACCAUCCAUUGUUGAAUUCAAGGGCAUGCGAUUUCUAAUUACUGAUCGCCCAACAACUGUCACUAUACCGCAGUUUAUUAAGCAACUAAAAAAUCAUGGUGCUACUGAUCUAAUUCGUGUAUGCGAACCGUCUUAUGAAGCAAGCCUGCUAGUAGACGAGGGAAUUAAAGUUACCGAUUGGCCUUUCGAGGAUGGUGGUCCACCUCCUCCUAAGGUGGUACAGGAAUGGUUUGACUUGUUAAUUGAUCGAUUUGCUGAAAAACCGGGCUGCUGUGUAGCAAUUCACUGUGUUGCUGGGCUUGGAAGGGCUCCGGUUCUGGUUGCUCUUGCAUUAAUGGAAGCCGGCAUGAAAUACGAAGAUGCUGUCAAAUUUAUUAGGGAGAAGCGUCGUGGUGCCAUUAAUUCGAAACAGCUUAGUUUCUUGGAGCAUUACAGACCCAAAAGACGCUUGAAGUCUGUAUCGCAGCAAAAUGGAGGAAGCGGUGGUUGCUGUAUGCAGUAA
Molecule: messenger RNA, 525 nt
Organism: Trichoplax adhaerens
Lineage: Eukaryota; Metazoa; Placozoa; Uniplacotomia; Trichoplacea; Trichoplacidae
Exons: 5
Coding region: 1-525 (174 amino acids)
Biological process (GO): protein dephosphorylation
Cellular component (GO): nucleus
Molecular function (GO): protein tyrosine phosphatase activity
Source: RefSeq, a predicted model, not a curated record